AUCUCGCGAGAGCUCCGGCGUUGGCUGUGGCUGGCCGUGGCUUUGCAGCAGACAGAGGGAGAAGGCAGGCAGGCAGCAUCAUGGCGGACAGAGACAGUGGAAGUGAGCAGGGAGGAGCAGCCACGGGCCCAGGCUUCGGUUCCAUGCACCUAGCGACAGGAGGGGCGGGCUCGGCUUCCGGGCUCCAGCAUGAGACACAAGAGCUAGCGUCGAAGCGAGUUGACAUCCAAAACAAACGCUUCUAUUUGGACGUUAAGCAGAACGCGAAAGGCCGCUUCUUAAAGAUAGCAGAAGUCGGGGCCGGUGGAAACAAGAGCCGCCUCACUCUCUCCAUGUCUGUGGCGGUCGAGUUCCGUGACUACUUGGGGGACUUCAUCGAACAUUAUGCCCAGUUGGGUCCAAGCAACCCGGGAAUGGUACAAGACGAGCCUAGGCGAGCACUCAAAAGCGAGUUCUUGGUCCGAGAAAAUCGGAAAUACUACAUGGAUCUGAAAGAGAACCAGAGGGGACGGUUUCUGAGGAUUCGACAGACCGUUAACCGGGGGCCCGGUUUGGGAUCCACGCAAGGCCAGACGAUUGCACUGCCUGCCCAGGGACUUAUUGAGUUUCGUGACGCUUUGGCUAAACUUAUUGACGAUUACGGUGUAGAGGACGAACCUGCAGAGUUGCCCGAAGGGUCAUCAUUGACUGUGGACAACAAACGGUUUUUCUUCGACGUCGGAUCCAAUAAGUAUGGUGUGUUCAUGAGGGUAAGCGAGGUGAAGCCAACGUACCGCAACUCAAUUACGGUGCCCUACAAAGUGUGGUCCAAAUUUGGGAAUACUUUCUGUAAAUAUGCCGAGGAGAUGAAGAAGAUCCAGGAGAAACAGCGGGAGAAAAGGGCAUGCGAGCUGCAGCAACAAGAGGAGAUGCAGGCGGACGAUGGAGACGAGGAUUGAUAUAGAGAGCAAAAACAUGCAAGAGUAAUGAAAAUAACAAGAGAAAUAUAAUUAAAACUCUACUGUAUAAAGAAAGAAAUCUAAAGAUUUAACUGUAAUGGUUUAACUCCAAGGGAGCAUCACCCACAAUAUAAGAAACCUCCACAACCUGACAGUUAUGACAUGUUGUCACUCAUCGCUGGAUGUUACCCCACUUAUCCACCAUUAAUACAGUUAACAGGCUGCUAAACAAAGUAAUAACAUUAUAUUUGAACAUUGUUUCCUACUUGACAAACAAUAUUGAACUGAGUGUUUAUUUCCCUUAUUAACAGAAAACUUUUGUACCAGUUAAAGCUAUUGUAAAAAAGUGUUUGCAAUGUUCAAAUGGAAUUAUUGCCGAGUUCCGAUGAAAAAACGUUUCCUUUUCAUGUGAGCUAAUGACUUCAGCACAAAUCAGAUAUUUUAAUUUUUAAACCAAAAUUCAAAAACUUUGUAAAAGGUUGUCACAUGUACUUGCCAUCCUAUUUACCUUUACCUGUGAGUAGAGAUGUGUUUACACAUAAAUCAUAUGAGGGCUAGGCCUGCUUCGGAAACUGGUUAGAUGUCAUGCAGUAUAAAAAGGAAUAUAGGCAUUUUUCAUGAAAUGAAAUAAGUGCUCUAUUUGUUGUGCAAUAUGCAUUGCAUAAAAAUCAAAUAUAUAUUGAACUGGUCAAUGGAUCUUGACAUGAUGACAUUUGCCAGAGGCAUUCAAAGAAAUAUUAAUAUUGUAAUUUUUUUUCAGUUGAAAUUGUUGCCAUGCAGAUGGAUAUAUUAUAGACUACCUUUGUGUCUCGUUGUUAAUGCAAUGUGUUCAUUUUAAAGGUACUAAAUGUGUAUUUGAUAGAGGAAAUGCAGUGACAACAUGUAGCAAAUGGCCUGAUUUGCAGAUUACUUUACAAGAGAAACACCCCACACAUACUGUGUUGAUUGGCUCAGUGGUCUGAAAAGAAGAGGCAAAAUUCAGCAGAGCUUCAUUGGUUACUACACCUGAAACAGAACAACAUUUUAUGAUCUUGUUCAGUCAUAAAAAUCUAAAUGGUGCCAAGGAGUGCUGUUGCUGCAUGUUAAUCUGCACUAAGAUUUCGUUGGUCUCCCAAAAUAUUGGCUCAAGGACCCUCCUAUAUGUAUCUUUAUCUGCCUAUAUUGUGCAAAUCUCAAGUUUGAGUACUGAGUGAUUCCAUCCAAGGCUUGGUGUAUUUGUAGUGGAAGUUGCUUUCAGAGCGCGAUUGUAAAAGGAGCGAUCUUGUGAACUGUAAUUACAAUAUCACCAUCACACUAUGAGGAGGGACACUGAGGAGCACUGCUGGAUAAGCCAAGGUGAAGAAAGUUCAAUUCACCUGUUGAUGAACCGCCAGUUGUGUCAAUGGAUGUGCCCAUCCCUACAAGUUAAAGAUCUGAAGGUGUGAAGUUCAGUGGGGCUACUUUGGAUACAUACUCAUAGCUCUACUUUAUAUUUGUAAGCCCAAAUAUCUACCUGGGGUGAUGAGAUUCUGUUUUGGUCUAAUUGUAAAUAUUUGGGCUGCCACACGGAAAACAACUGGUUCUAAUCCAGUUCAGUCGCAUCUCAUAGAUGUGUGAUAGCAGUUUUAUAAACUCUGUCAGUAAACUCCAGAGAAACUGGCAACAAUCAGAUAAUGUCAGAUUUACCUCAGCAUUGAAUUAAAUGAUUGCUCCCAUGUUUAGAUUGACUGGAAACCAGCAAACUAGACUGUCCUUGACCACCUAUUUUUGGAGCCUCUGGUAUAGCCUAAAUGAUACGUGAUUGGGAGCAUCCUCUUCAGCAUAUAAACAACCUGGUGCCUUACACACUCCGCAUGCUUACACGCUGGCCUGGUGCUUUGGAUCGCAGUUUGGCUUCUUUUUGUUAUUGUUUCCUCUUUAUUUCUUCCAUUUUUGUGUCUCAGCCCCCUUGUGUGCUAGCGCACGACUCGUGGUGCUAAAAGGGUUUGUUACAAACUCUUCAGAAAAAUAGGAGCAGAAUUCUUAACUUUUUUCUGCUACCUUCCUUCUUCCCUAACUUCAUUGCCAUCCCCAUUUCCCAGCCAUCCAGGUAUCGGCCUACAUGUAAACAUGGAAGGGGGUGGUCACCUAGAUGCAAGAUGAUGCAGAAGAGUUGGCUCUUCACUAACCAAGCACAUUAGCAGGAAGAGCAGGGGCUGAUUGGGAACAUUGGUAGUGGCCUGAAAUUAUGUAAAUUGUUGUUGGAAAGCCCCCCUUGAAAUGCUCGUUGUAUGGCUUGGGUAGUUAUGUGUAAGUUGUAAGUCGCUCAAUUAAUGGGGAGUAGCAAGCAUGUCUUGUUUUGUUUUUUGUUUUACGUAGUUUUACCUUUUCAGCAUUAUUCCACAUUAUUUGUAAUUUUGGAAUGUUUUCGCCCACAAAAAAUAUAUCUAUUUUUUCUGUGCAACAUUUCAUCACUGUGUGCAAUAUCGUAUGUGCCAAUGGUGGCAAUAUAUGUAUAUCAAUUAAAUAUAUGAUUACUAUUUGAAAGCAUGUGGCUGAAUUCCAUGUUUAUUUCUCAUGAAGGAGUUGUAUGCCUUUAUUUGCACUCAAAGCUCCAUCCUGGAGGAAAAUAUAGUAAACCAAGGUCUUAGCAGCCUGUUGGGUCAAGAAGUUCACAUAAGUACUUUAACUUGAAAUAGAACAAUGUCACUGUAAGUAUGCCUAUCCCUAGGAAAAGGGUAAACUUGGCUUAUGGGUUGUUGAAGGUAGACUAUAAACACAGUGGAGUUUUUGUGAAAAGGAAAAUUUAAGAAACAGUGAAAUCUCCAUUUUAGCUCUAAGCUAAGAAAAGGUGCUUCAGUCCAAUCCUCAUUAAGGUGUAUGGUGAACUGUCUUCAGUGGUUGUUGUGUGUAGCACUUUGCUUUCCCAGGUUAAUGAAAUGCCUGACCAAUACUUGUUUAAAAUGAUUUCAACAAAGAAUGUCGUUCUCUCUUAUGUUGCCUCUUUUUUUAAAAAGAGGGUAUUUGAUUUGCUCAUUUGGUUUUGAUGCAUUAAAUAUAAUUUAUGUACAUUUGACAAAUUUUAAAAUAAAUUUAAUUUACCCAUGAGGGAAAAUCUGCAUUCAAAAUGUAUGUGUUUUUCAUGUUUCAUUUCUUGUUGGAAAAAAAAACUUCCAAAAUGUCUACAGUUCACUGAUGAAAAGUAUGUUUAAUUUUGAUGUAGUGUUGUCUAAAAUGUCUAACUCUACAUUUGCAAUGAUACUAAUUACUUAAGCUUAAUUUUACAGCCUUUAAAAUGCAAACUUUGCAAUGACAAGUACCCGAUGACUCAUGUCUUCUUAGAGAUUUUUACAUUAGUACUGUAUGUGUAAUACCAGGCUGUAAAAUAAAGCAUUACUUUCGUCUCAAAAAACCCUGACUAUG
Molecule: messenger RNA, 4319 nt
Organism: Seriola dumerili (greater amberjack)
Lineage: Eukaryota; Metazoa; Chordata; Actinopteri; Carangiformes; Carangidae
Gene: puraa
Product: transcriptional activator protein Pur-alpha-like
Exons: 1
Coding region: 81-938 (285 amino acids)
Biological process (GO): regulation of transcription by RNA polymerase II
Cellular component (GO): nucleus
Molecular function (GO): DNA-binding transcription factor activity, RNA polymerase II-specific; purine-rich negative regulatory element binding; RNA polymerase II transcription regulatory region sequence-specific DNA binding
Source: RefSeq, a predicted model, not a curated record